Panicum virgatum (switchgrass) is the source of this 477-nucleotide messenger RNA. Its product is annotated as V-type proton ATPase subunit e1-like. The transcript is spliced from 3 exons. Gene Ontology annotation, cellular component: proton-transporting V-type ATPase, V0 domain. Gene Ontology annotation, biological process: proton transmembrane transport. Bases 151 to 360 code for a protein of 69 amino acids. The record is from RefSeq and is a predicted model, not a curated record. NCBI's taxonomy places the organism in Eukaryota, Viridiplantae, Streptophyta, Magnoliopsida, Poales, Poaceae. Gene Ontology annotation, molecular function: proton-transporting ATPase activity, rotational mechanism.
CUCUCGGCCUGGCCGCCUCCACCUCUCUCCAUCUCAACCCCUCUCGGCCUGGCCUGUCGCGUCUCCUUCCCCGACCGGGCGAUCUCCAGCGAGCGAGAGAGAGAGCCAGCAGCCGCGCGGGAGGAGCUCUGCUCGUCGAGGCCGCCCACCAUGGGGUUCUGGGUGUCCACGGUCAUCUUCCUCCUCGCCGGCGUCGUCGCCUCCCUCUUCACGCUCCUCUGCUGCAACCGCGGGUCAUCCACCAACCUAUUCCAUUUGACCUUGGUGACUACGGCUGUAAUUUGUUGUUGGAUGAUGUAUGCCAUUGUUUACCUUGCUCAGAUGAAGCCUUUGAUCAACCCCAUCCUGAGCGGGGAGUGAGCUUUCUGUUGAAAAUAAUUAAAUCCAACAUGUUGUACCAUUAUUCAGUAUGUGAACCUUUUAUUCAUUUUGGCCACCCUGAAAUAAAGAAACUGCCAUGAGUUUUUUGCUACUCUA